GAAAGAUAAAUCAUAUGUUAACCAUGUUUAUACGAGUUUGGAUAUUUUAACCAAGAAAAUGAUAUUUAGAAAAUUAUUAAGUGUAUCUUAUGUGAAUCAUGUUCGCGUUGCUAGAUAUCACGGUCAUAUUUUGGAUAAAAUAAGACCUAUUGGAUCGGCCCCGGAUAGAGAUUCCAACGAGUAUAAGGAAAAUUAUAAAAAUAUGAAGAAUCUUGUAGAUGAAUUAAAAGCAAACGUUUCCAAUAUUAUAAAAGGUGGUGAUGAGAAGGCUAUUUCUAGGCAUACUUCUAAAGGAAAAAUUUUAGUAAGAGACAGAAUAGAUAAUCUAUUAGAUCCUGGAUCUCCUUUUCUAGAAUUAUCGCAACUGGCUGCUUGGAAAGUGUAUGAUAAUGAAGAAGUUCCAGCUGCCGGAAUAAUUACAGGAAUAGGAAGAGUGAUGGGUACCGAAUGUAUGAUCGUAGCCAACGAUGCGACCGUUAAAGGUGGAACUUAUUAUCCUCUAACUGUAAAGAAACAUCUAAGAGCUCAAGAAAUUGCUAAAGAAAAUAAUAUCCCUUGCAUAUAUUUAGUUGAUUCCGGAGGAGCAAAUUUACCUAGGCAGGCUGAAGUGUUUCCAGAUAUCACUCAUUUUGGAAGAAUUUUUUAUAAUCAAGCCGUAAUGUCAUCUAUGAAUAUACCUCAGAUAGCCGUCGUAAUGGGUAGCUGUACUGCCGGCGGUGCCUACGUUCCAGCCAUGUCCGACGAGAGUAUCAUUGUUAGAAAACAAGGAACUAUUUUCUUGGCUGGCCCUCCAUUGGUAAAAGCGGCAACGGGAGAAGAAAUAUUGGCCGAGGAUCUUGGAGGAGGAGAUCUGCAUUGCAGACAGUCGGGCGUAACAGAUCACAUAGCUCAGGACGACCUUCACGCCCUUCACUUAACAAGAAGAAUCGUCAAAAACUUGAAUCGAGAAAAGAAACCUGAAGUUACACUUAAACCAUACGAAGAACCAGUAUAUCCUCUUGAUGAUUUAUAUGGUAUCGUUGGUGACAAUCUCAUGAAAUCUUAUGAUGUGCGAGAGAUUAUUGCUAGAAUUGUCGACGGAAGUCAGUUCGACGAAUUUAAAGCUUUGUACGGAGAGACACUUGUUACUGGAUUUGCAAGACUUUAUGGAUAUCCUAUAGGAGUAAUUGGAAAUAAUGGAGUUUUAUUUUGUGAAUCUGCCCUAAAGGGAACACACUUCAUUGAAUUAUGCUGUCAAAGAAAAAUUCCGUUGUUAUUCAUUCAAAAUAUUACAGGUUUUAUGGUUGGAAGGGAGGCUGAAGCAGAGGGCAUUGCAAAGCACGGUGCCAAGAUGGUGACGGCAGUUGCCUGUGCCAGAGUUCCCAAAUUGACUUUAAUCGUCGGAGGUUCUUACGGUGCUGGAAAUUAUGGAAUGUGCGGAAGAGCAUACUCGUAAGUUGAAUUUUUCUCU
Molecule: messenger RNA, 1450 nt
Organism: Centruroides sculpturatus (bark scorpion)
Lineage: Eukaryota; Metazoa; Arthropoda; Arachnida; Scorpiones; Buthidae
Product: methylcrotonoyl-CoA carboxylase beta chain, mitochondrial-like
Exons: 14
Coding region: 59-1435 (458 amino acids)
Biological process (GO): L-leucine catabolic process
Cellular component (GO): methylcrotonoyl-CoA carboxylase complex; mitochondrion
Molecular function (GO): methylcrotonoyl-CoA carboxylase activity
Source: RefSeq, a predicted model, not a curated record